GCCAUCUGAAUGCUAAGCCCAGGCAGACUGAUCACGAAGUGGCAACUUAAGUGGCAGUAUCUAUACUGAAAUCGUCAGGCAGCCAGACCGUUUGAAGCAAAUAUUGAUAAAGUAGCCCUCACCUAAUUUUUUAUCUAAGGAAUCUCAGGAAGACGGGAGAAUGGACAGACAGCAAAGAUUCACGUCUGAGAAGGAUGAGUAUCAGUUUCAACAUCAGGGAGCCGUGGAGCUGCUUGUGUUUAAUUUUUUGCUCAUCCUUACCAUUUUGACAAUCUGGUUAUUUAAAAAUCAUCGAUUUCGCUUCUUGCAUGAAACCGGAGGAGCAAUGGUGUACGGCCUUAUAAUGGGAUUAAUCUUACGAUAUGCUACAGCACCAACUGAUAUUGAAAGUGGAACUGUGUAUGACUGUGGAAAACUGGCCUUCAGUCCAACAACUCUGCUGAUUAAUAUCACUGACCAAGUAUAUGAAUAUAAAUACAAGAGAGAAAUAAGCCAGCACAACAUUAGUCCUCACCAAGGCAAUGCUAUACUUGAAAAGAUGACAUUUGAUCCAGAAAUCUUCUUCAAUGUUUUACUGCCACCAAUUAUAUUUCAUGCAGGAUACAGCCUAAAGAAGAGACACUUUUUUCAAAACUUGGGAUCUAUUUUAACAUAUGCCUUCUUGGGAACUGCCAUCUCCUGUAUCGUCAUAGGGUUAAUCAUGUAUGCCUUUGUGAAGGCUAUGGUAUAUGCUGGCCAGUUGAAAAAUGGAGACUUUCAUUUCACUGACUGUUUGUUUUUUGGUUCACUGAUGUCUGCUACAGAUCCAGUGACAGUGCUGGCCAUUUUUCAUGAACUGCACGUUGACCUUGACCUGUACACACUCUUGUUUGGGGAGAGUGUGCUGAAUGAUGCAGUGGCCAUAGUCCUUACCUAUUCCAUAUCCAUUUACAGUCCCAAGGAGAAUCCAAACGCAUUUGAUGCUGCAGCUUUCUUCCAGUCCGUGGGGAAUUUCCUGGGGAUCUUCGCCGGCUCAUUUGCCAUGGGGUCUGCAUAUGCUGUCGUCACAGCGCUGUUGACCAAAUUUACCAAAUUGUGUGAAUUCCCUCUGCUGGAAACAGGCCUGUUUUUCCUCCUGUCUUGGAGCGCCUUCCUGUCUGCUGAGGCUGCUGGCCUAACAGGAAUAGUUGCUGUUCUCUUCUGUGGAGUCACACAGGCACAUUAUACUUACAACAAUCUGUCACUGGAUUCCAAAAUGAGGACUAAACAGUUGUUUGAAUUUAUGAACUUCUUGGCUGAGAAUGUCAUCUUCUGUUAUAUGGGCCUGGCACUCUUCACAUUCCAGAAUCAUAUCUUUAAUGCUCUUUUUAUACUUGGAGCCUUUCUAGCAAUUUUUAUUGCCAGAGCCUGCAACAUAUAUCCCCUCUCCUUCCUCCUGAAUCUGGGCCGAAAACAGAAGAUCCCCUGGAACUUCCAGCACAUGAUGAUGUUUUCAGGUUUGCGAGGAGCAAUAGCAUUUGCCUUGGCUAUCCGGGACACAGACUCUCAGCCCAAACAAAUGAUGUUCACCACCACCCUGCUCCUAGUGUUCUUCACAGUCUGGGUGUUCGGAGGAGGAACGACUCCCAUGCUCACCUGGCUGCAGAUCAGAGUUGGUGUGGACCUGGAUGAAGAGCUGAAAGAAGAGCCCUCUUCACACCAGGACGCAAACAGCUUGGAUAAAAGCACAACCAAAACGGAGAGUGCUUGGCUCUUCAGGAUGUGGUAUAGCUUUGACCACAAAUAUCUGAAACCGAUUCUAACCCACUCUGGCCCUCCGCUGACCACAACGUUACCCGAAUGGUGCGGUCCCAUUUCCAGGCUGCUCACCAGUCCUCAGGCCUAUGGGGAACAGCUGAAAGAGGAUGAUAUGGAAUGCAUUGUCAAUCAGGACGAGCUGGCCAUGAAUCACCAGGAGCAAGCCACCUCACCUAGCAGUCCUCCUGCAAGGCUGGGUCUGGACCAGAAAACUUCACCCCAGACUCUGAGCAAAGAAAACCUUUGUGAGGGAGACCUCGGCCUAGGAGGCUACGAACUCAAGCUUGCACAAACGCCUGGGCAAUCCCCGCUGUCCUUCCUUCAAGGGAAGCUCUGUCUGAGGGAAAUUAUAUUAGCCAGAUCUAGAGCCCUCAGUGAGCACUUGCUCUCUGCCACCGACUUUAGGCCUAGCGACUGCAGGCAGCUGUGCAAUGGUGUCAAGUCUUCAAUGCCAAUGCAGGAACAGCUGAAAGAGGAUGAUAUGGAAUGCAUUGUCAAUCAGGACGAGCUGGCCAUGAAUCACCAGGAGCAAGCCACCUCACCUAGCAGUCCUCCUGCAAGGCUGGGUCUGGACCAGAAAACUUCACCCCAGACUCUGAGCAAAGAAAACCUUUGUGAGGGAGACCUCGGCCUAGGAGGCUACGAACUCAAGCUUGCACAAACGCCUGGGCAAUCCCCGCUGAGCUAG
Messenger RNA from Manis javanica (Malayan pangolin), 2464 nucleotides. NCBI's taxonomy places the organism in Eukaryota, Metazoa, Chordata, Mammalia, Pholidota, Manidae. The record is from RefSeq and is a predicted model, not a curated record.